This is a messenger RNA of Penicillium verhagenii, 315 nucleotides long. RefSeq lists its product as uncharacterized. The coding region runs from base 1 to 315 and encodes 104 amino acids. The record is from RefSeq and is a predicted model, not a curated record. Lineage: Eukaryota; Fungi; Ascomycota; Eurotiomycetes; Eurotiales; Aspergillaceae. The transcript has a single exon.
AUGACACCAGCCGCUGCAAGCCCCAUGUUUUCCUCUUCCAACAACUCGAUGGUCAAAAAUUGUCCCUCAGACUACAAGUGGCUAUUCCUGCAGGAAAAGGAGAGUCAGAGGCAGGCAGAAGCGAGUCAGAUGCAGGCAGAAGCGAGUCAGAGGCAGGCAGAAGCGAGUCAGAGGCAGGCAGAAGCGAGUCAGAUGCAGGCAGAAGACCGAGAGAGAGAGGCGCAAGACGAAGAGAGACAGGAUAGGCAACGUAACCGACUUACGAACUUCAAAGAAUUUUUGCGUUACACCCAUACCUACCCUCGCGACCGCUGA